Messenger RNA from Tyto alba (common barn owl), 2922 nucleotides. RefSeq names its product SH2 domain containing adaptor protein B (gene SHB). The record is from RefSeq and is a predicted model, not a curated record. NCBI's taxonomy places the organism in Eukaryota, Metazoa, Chordata, Aves, Strigiformes, Tytonidae. Gene Ontology annotation, molecular function: phosphotyrosine residue binding.
GCUGGGCUACGCUGCAAGCGUGAGGGAGCGGGGUCUGAGCUCGCGAGAGUCCCGGAGCCGCCGGCGGCCGGGCGGAGCUAUGACGAGCACUUGGCUCGGGCCGGGAACGAUUCCGUCCCGCCGGGAAAUCGGGAGCCUAAGCGGGGCACUACCAGUUUUUGGCAGUAGAAGGGAGGUGUCUGGGUGGCUCCGCCGCCCUGCUUCUUCAUGAGGACGGCAGCAGUGGUAAACGGGGCUGGCGCGCGAGGUGCUCGGGGCAGCACGCGGUGCUGAGAGGCCUCGGUCGGGAGAGACGAUGGCCAAAUGGCUGAGUAAGUACUUCAGCCUAGGCAAUAACAAGACUAAGAGUCCUCCGCAGCCUCCGUGUCCUGACUACCGAGAGAAACACAAUGGUACAGACAGUGCAUCCUGUCCCGACAGACCACCACAUCUCCACAACUACACGUCACCUGGCUUUCCACACCGUCGCCUGCAUGACGGCACCAGUGACUUGCUCCGUGCCUACCAUGCCCAGAAAGACCGUGACUUCGAGGAUCCCUACAGUGGGCCCUGCCCAUCUCUGCACAAGCUGCAUGCCAUGUGCUGCCCAGACUACUCCAUGGCCAAGGACCUGAGACAGGCAGCCCCCCAGGCUUUAUCCUCCUCAUCGUGCUGUGCCAUAUCCCUGCCACCUACAUCUGGCUCUGCACACCUCUUUCGUAGCCACAGUGAACGCCGUGUGGUAAUGCUGCCUGACAUGAAGUACAUCUCCCCCAAGCACCGGCUUAUCAAGGUCAACAGUGGUGGUAGCAGCGAUGGAGCAGACAAGAAGCUCAACAAGGGCUCCAAGCAUCUGAUGACCUCUGUCCCAUCUGCCAUGAAAGAUAAAGUAUUUAUAGCUGAUGACUACUCAGAUCCAUUUGAUGCCAAAAGUGAGUUCAACAGCAUGGGAAAACGGGAGAACACUGGCUAUAUGGAACCAUAUGAAGCCCAGAGAAUAAUGGCUGAGUUUCAGAAGCAGGAAGGCAUGAAGUCCCAUCAGAAAAACAUGCAGCUCUACGACACACCCUAUGAACCAGAAGGCAGUGGUGUGGAAUCCAGUUCUGAAAGUGUGGUGUGUCACUGUUUACGAGAAAGCAAAUUGCCACAGGAUGAUGACAGGCCUGAAGAUGAGUAUGAUCAACCAUGGGAAUGGAACAAAAUCACCAUCCCAGCUCUGGCAGCCCAAUUUAAUGGACGUGAAAAUCAGCAAGCAUCUCCUUCUCCCACAAAUGACCAGCAGAGGCAGUUAAGAGCACCUGGAGGAGGCUUUAGACCCAUCAAACAUGGCAGUCCAGAAUUUUGUGGGAUGCUGGGAGAGAGAAUAGAUCCAACUAUUCAACUGGAAAAACAGAUAUGGUAUCAUGGAGCAAUCAGUCGGACAGAUGCAGAAAACCUGUUGCGUUUAUGUAAAGAGUGUAGCUACCUUGUAAGAAAUAGUCAAACAAACAAGCAUGACUAUUCCCUUUCAUUGAAGAGCAGCCAAGGUUUUAUGCACAUGAAACUGAUGAAAACCAAAGAGAAAUACGUCCUGGGUCAGAACAGCCCUCCUUUCGACAGUGUUCCUGAAGUCAUCCACUACUACACCACAAAAAAGCUGCCUAUCAAAGGAGCAGAACACUUGUCACUGCUUUACCCCGUGGCUGUGCAGACCCUCUAAUAACCUAGUCUCACCCCUUCCUGUGGAUGGGAGGUGAGAGGUAAGCUGGGUUGCACAGAAUUUGUUGCUGGAAUUCAGUGUUUGAAUCUGUGAUGUAGAGUGGCAGCCUUUAGUCUUGAGAAUGUGGGUGCUCUGCAGAGUUAUGGUAUGGGACUGCAUAUAUGGUACUCUUAUGUUGCAGCGUGCUUCUAGAACUGUACUGCUACAUAAGAGAAAUAAAUCUUAUUUUAGUGCAAGGAGAAUAGAUAAUUUUUGCAGAGGUUCUCUGUGGAUGGAAUUACUUCCAAAUGAAAGUUCUUCCUCCAUGUUUUGAGAAGAAUCAAAAAGUUCUUCUCAGCAAUAAAACACCAGCAACUUUUAUUCUCUUGCUACCCUGAGAAACUUUUCCCUGUGAAAGAGUAACCUGACGCUGAGGGACCCUAGGGUGUUUUUGGUGGACGUGAGAAGGAGCUGCUUAGCAGGCAAGUUCCUGUGGCUCUGAUCACUUAGCUUCAUGGAUUUGGGGAUUUUUAAUGCAGUUUCUUGAGGCAGUAAACUGUUGAACUCCUAUUAGGCACACAAUCUUAAAAUAAUUUUGUGAGAGCAAAUUAUGGUACAUUAUUUAUGAAUCGAGAAUGUAAUUAAAAAGUAGUGUGUUACAUAUUUUUAUCCUUUUUGGUAUAAUAAUCUCUUAAGUGUUGCAGUCUUCAUUGGCAAAUUUCGUUCAUAAGUGCAGGCAGCUAAUUCUGUUUGGGGCAGUUACACCAUAAUGUUUUAAGCAUUUGAGAGUCAUUUUUGUAUGUGUAUAUAUGCAUAUAUUUAUGUAUGAGGGUGGUUGAUGGCUUUUAUAAAGCUUUAGUAGGCAAAAUCUUUACUUGCUUAUUCAUCUGGAUCAAACAGUUGUCCUACUAAGGUAGCAGACUAACAAGAAUAUGUCACACUAUCUUUCCAUAAAAUGGCUUUUAUGGCUUUGUAAGUGAGAACUGCAGUAUGUAGCAGAGCGUAAUUUUUCUGGUGUGCCAAGACAUUCUUAAAACAUGGUCACUUGACACAUUGUCAUGGUGUGAGCUGAUAGGGCAACUGAGCACCACAUAGCCACUCACUCCCCUCUUCUCCCCCAGCACUGAGAAGGAGAAAAUAAGUAAAAGGAUUCAAGAUAAGGAUGGGGAGGGAUGACUCAUUAUGGUCACAGGCAAAAGACAGAGUCAUCAGGGGAAGAAAAAAAGAACAUAAAUUUAUUACAGACAGUAACAACAACACCAUGU